Molecule: messenger RNA, 1322 nt
Organism: Linepithema humile (Argentine ant)
Lineage: Eukaryota; Metazoa; Arthropoda; Insecta; Hymenoptera; Formicidae
Product: protein snakeskin
Biological process (GO): septate junction assembly
Cellular component (GO): plasma membrane
Source: RefSeq, a predicted model, not a curated record
ACGCGCCUCCACAAUGCGUGGUCGGUCUUCAGCAUCAGUCACCGUUGAACUCUCGUCUCGUGAGCAGCUACGACUGUACGGUGAAUAAAAAACGCGGACACAUUAAACGAAAUGGCUACCAUUACAAGGCUCUCAAUCGUAAAAUUCCUUGAGCUUCUCUUGGUAUGCAUUCUUAUCGGAUUGCAUUACAACUCCUACAAUGGGGGAGAUCCACAUACUGCGAUGAUAAUCACGGGUACAAUCUGCGGAUACCUUAUUAUUCUCGUUGGCUUAUUCAUUGGCAGUGUCAUGGGAACACCGGUAAACCGCCGUGUGGACCUCUUCUUCUCCCUCAUCGGAUGUGCUCUGUUCAUCGCUGUGGGUGCACUUAACAUCGAUUAUUUCCAAAAGCAAUACAAGACAUCAUUCCGCGAUACCGGCUUGGCCAAGGGUUCUCUUUGUAUCAUUGAGGGUAUCAUCUUUCUCGUGGAUGCGUUUCUUACAUUUCGGGGGGAGAACUGAGAAACCUGAAUAGCCUUCAAGUACAACGGGGGACUGCGCGCGGCAAUCGAUAUUAAGCACAUUCCGUGAUCUUCGAACGCGGAAUCUUCUCUAAUUCAUAAGGGAUGAUACUGCCAAAAAGUUUCCCAAUGUAAAGGAAGCUUUCUUUCCAGCCGGAUAGUUAAGUGUGGAAAAACUAUUAUAGCUUCGCAAACUUUUUUUUUUAAAUAAUAUGGAGUGCGAGUAAAUAAAAUGAAGUACGAAGUUUUGUAAAAUUCACGAGGUGUCUAUUUUGUCGAAUUCCAUCUCUCUUUCAUUGAUUUAAUCAGUCAGAAUUUAGAUUUAAAACUUUCAAAAAUUUUUUAAGUAAGUUAUUUAUUAGACAUCAUUCCUUCUGCUAAUAAGGAAAAAAUUCUUAAUUGUUUAAGCAAUGUGUUAAAGUAUGAUGUAACUUUGCGACAGUACCUAAUUAAUCAUAGUACAAAAAACAUGCGAGAUUUAUAUUUAAAAACAAUUUAUACGUAUAUAUAUGCUAAUACUAAUCAGCUGCAGUCCCUUCGUAGAAGCAGGCCAGUUACGAUACUAUAAUCGUUAAUAAUGUACUGAUAUCACACUCGUAAGUUUAAGUUAUGCUACUUUUAAGUUUGAUAAGCAGCAGCAACAAAAAUAUCAUGACACAUUUUUAUAUAAUGCCAUUCGUGCGUGUUUCAGCGCUAAAUAUUUGUCGCGACGGUCUCAAAUUGUUUACCGUCUUUCACAAGUAUUUGCGGAUAUUUAUCUUUUAUUUGUACGUUUUUACGCUAAGAUUUCAACAAUAUAAUAAAGGAAAUUUAUGAACCAAA